CGGGGAGGAAGAGGAGGAGCCAGAGCACUCCGGACCGCAGUGCUCGGUCCCCGCUGCGCGUCUCUCCCCUUGGCGUGCCCAUCCCGGAGCCUCCCCGCGGCGCAGACAUGGCCUCAGCGGCCACCCCCACCGCCGUGAAGAUUGGAAUUGUUGGUGGAACCGGCCUGGAUGAUCCGGAAAUCUUAGAAGGAAGAACCGAGAAAUAUGUGGACACUCCCUUUGGCAAGCCUUCUGACGCCUUGAUUUUGGGGAAGAUAAAGAAUGUCGAUUGCGUCCUCCUGGCGAGGCACGGGAGGCUGCAUACCAUCAUGCCUUCCAAAGUCAACUAUCGGGCGAACAUCUGGGCCCUGAAGGAGGAGGGCUGCACUCAUGUCAUAGUGACCACGGCUUGCGGUUCCUUGAGGGAGGAGAUUCAGCCCGGUGAUAUCGUCAUCGUUGACCAGUUCAUCGACAGGACCACCAUGAGGCCUCAGACCUUCUAUGAUGGGAGUCACUCCUGUGCCAGAGGAGUAUGCCAUAUCCCCAUGGCCGAGCCUUUCUGCCCAAAAACGAGAGAGGUGCUGAUCGAGACUGCUAAGAAGCUAGGACUCCGGUACCACUCAAAAGGGACCAUGCUCACGAUCGAAGGGCCGCGCUUCAGUUCACGGGCAGAAAGCAUCCUGUUUCGCACCUGGGGGGCAGAUGUUAUCAACAUGACCACAGUUCCAGAGGUGGUUCUUGCUAAGGAGGCUGGACUCUGCUAUGCAAGUAUCGCCAUGGCAACAGAUUACGAUUCCUGGAAGGAGCACGAGGAAGUGGUUUCGGUGGACCGGGUUUUAAAGACCCUGAAAGAAAAUGCCAAUAAAGCCAAAAGUCUGCUCCUCACGACCAUUCCUCAGAUAGGUUCCAUGGAAUGGUCAGAAACCCUCAAUAGCCUGAAGAAUAUGGCCCAGUUCUCUGUUUUAUUGCCAAGACAUUAAACUACAGCAGGACUUCCCAGAAGAUAAGACUUUCUAAUUCUAGUCAUUUGGGGAAUUCCUGCUCGAUUUGAGAUGUGGAAAAGCUUUUGUGCCCUUGCCCGCUGAGGAAGAACCUGUGCUGAGACCCUGCCAGUGUGAGAGAUGCCUUCCGGAAGUCAUGGACUGCUCCAAAACACAGGGAAGCGAAUGACCAGUAAACGUGGGAAGUAAAAUUCCUACCCUUUAGGAAAAAAGACAAGAAGAUGUCAUUCGCCUUUCUCCCAUUAAAUUCAUAACAGUAAUUAAUGUAUGGGAGGGGCAGAUUCUUAUGUGGCCCGUGAAUAUGAAGACAGAAUAGGACUUGGACUGUUUGCUGGUGGCACUGUGCAUGUGUAGAGUCUUUUUGCAGAGCUGUUUGGUAAAUGUACCAAAAGGCUUAAAAAUACUUAACACCCUUUUUGCUGGUCACUCUGCUCCUUUUAUAUUGAAAAAUUUAGCUCUUAAAAAAUUAGAAAUAUGGUAGUGAAUGAAAACGGCAAAGAAUUAUGUGUAAAGAAGGCUGUUUUAUAUAGUGUCAGUUUUAAUAGCAAAGAUUCAAAAUCAUCUGAAUAUCCAAAAAUUAGAGAUACAUUAUGGUUUGGCUCUAAUUAGAUUAUGAAGGAGCCAACUGAAGGCCAUGUUUUUUAUAUAAUAUUUAAUGUCCUAAAGAAUUGGUUGCUGUAUAAUAUUAAAUG
Molecule: messenger RNA, 1672 nt
Organism: Pipistrellus kuhlii (Kuhl's pipistrelle)
Lineage: Eukaryota; Metazoa; Chordata; Mammalia; Chiroptera; Vespertilionidae
Gene: MTAP
Product: methylthioadenosine phosphorylase
Exons: 8
Coding region: 108-959 (283 amino acids)
Biological process (GO): nucleoside metabolic process
Cellular component (GO): cytosol
Molecular function (GO): S-methyl-5-thioadenosine phosphorylase activity
Source: RefSeq, a predicted model, not a curated record